Molecule: messenger RNA, 1785 nt
Organism: Arabidopsis lyrata subsp. lyrata
Lineage: Eukaryota; Viridiplantae; Streptophyta; Magnoliopsida; Brassicales; Brassicaceae
Product: probable sugar phosphate/phosphate translocator At1g53660
Exons: 7
Coding region: 174-1226 (350 amino acids)
Cellular component (GO): trans-Golgi network; Golgi apparatus; endosome
Molecular function (GO): antiporter activity
Source: RefSeq, a predicted model, not a curated record
UUAUGGACCCGUAUACCCGACCCAUCUAAAUAAAUUAAAACGGAUUUCGUAGAAAAGAAGUUAUUUAAAGUGGGAUCCGCUAAUUCUUCGUUACUUUUAGUCAACUUUAAAAUGUUUGCUUAGAAGAUGGAAAAGUGAGGUACUAUUGAAUAUUGAAGAAGAAGACAUACGAAAUGAAAAUGGCAAAAUCAGUUGCUAAUUUGAGACCAAAACGAUUGUUGACUUUAAUGGCGGAUCGAAAUCGCAUCAGAAGCUUUCUCAAAGAUGAACAUGUGACGUAUGCUUCCAUCCUUCUCUACAUUACUCUAUCUAGCGGUCAAAUCUUCUUCAAUAAGUGGGUACUGUCAUCUAAGGAAAUAAACUUCCCUUAUCCACUUGGAUUGACAUUACUACAUAUGAGUUUUUCCUCUGUUUUGUGUUUUCUCCUCACCAAGGUUUUCAAGGUCAUGAAGGUUGAGGAAGGAAUGACAUUAGAAAUAUAUGUUACAUCAGUUAUUCCAAUAGGUGCAAUGUUUGCAAUGACUCUGUGGUUAGGAAACACUGCUUACCUCUACAUAACUGUUGCAUUUUCCCAAAUGUUGAAGGCCAUUAUGCCUGUUGCUGUGUUUAUACUUGGAGUUUGUGUUGGCCUUGAAAUAAUGAGCUGCAAGAUGCUUAUGAUAAUGUCAGUCAUAAGUUUUGGUGUUUUAGUCGCAUCUUAUGGAGAAUUAAACAUCAACUGGGUUGGAGUUGUUUACCAAAUGGGUGGUAUUGUUUCAGAAGCUUUGAGGCUAAUCUUAAUGGAAAUUCUUGUGAAGAGGAAAGGCAUCAAAUUAAACCCACUCUCUCUUAUGUACUACAUGAGCCCAUGCAGCGCGAUUUGCUUGUUCAUACCAUGGAUAUUUCUUGAGAAGUCGAAGAUGGAAACAUGGAACUUUCAUGUUCUUGUGUUGAGUCUUAAUUCGCUAUGUACAUUUGCUCUCAAUUUGUCGGUUUUUCUUGUGAUAUCUCAAACAAGUGCUCUCACUAUCCGAAUUGCUGGCGUGGUUAAAGAUUGGUUGGUUGUUUUGGUCUCAGCCCUUCUCUUUGCCGAGACAAAACUCACAAUCAUCAAUUUAUUUGGUUAUGCCAUUGCCAUUGCUGGUGUAGCUGCAUAUAACAACCAUAAGCCAAAGAACGGCGAAAGAAUAACGUUGGUUUCUCAAUCUCCAACAAACUCCGACAAGAAACCCGGUGGCCCAUUGUAGCAUAUGUCAUCACAAGAGGUAACACACAAAGAAUGUUUCUCAAUCUCCGACAAACUCCGGCAAGGAACCAGGUGGCCCAUUGUAGCAUUUUUCAUCACAAGAGGUAACACACAUAAAAAGAACCAUUUUUUUGUACUUAGGAAAAUUGUUAUCUAUCACACAAUUUUUAAGAGCAUCAGAAAAUAAAGGAAUCUUAGGCAGGAAAGGCCGAGGAGUGUAACUGAGGAAACAAUUUUUUAUGGAUUUCUUGGCUAUUUUUGUUUAGCCUUAACUCUGUAUUCGAAUUUUUCAAUUAUUUUAAAGAUUAAAACAUUGUUUCUGUGAUUUUACUUGUAUGUAGGAUACUAGCUAGGAUUAUGUUUCUUAUGUAACUGUGUAAUCAUUCACUUCUCAGUUCUCACAAUAGUGUUUUUAUUUUUUUGUUACUCUUACUUAUAGCCUUACUAGUGUACUAACCCGUGCGUUGCACGGGAUAAGAGAUGCGAAGUGGAGAUAUCAAGAUUGUGGAGGAGAUGAAGAAUUUGUAAAAGAAGAUUAUUUUUUUCUGUCGUGUAUGUUU